Zychaea mexicana is the source of this 1407-nucleotide messenger RNA. Its product is annotated as cytochrome P450. Lineage: Eukaryota; Fungi; Mucoromycota; Mucoromycetes; Mucorales; Lichtheimiaceae. The record is from RefSeq and is a predicted model, not a curated record. Gene Ontology annotation, molecular function: monooxygenase activity; heme binding; iron ion binding. The transcript is spliced from 9 exons. The annotation marks the transcript as partial.
UAUCUCGCUGCCGAUAAGUUAUUAAAACCACCGAAACAACUACGGCAUAUCCCAUACGCCAGUCCAAUCAAAUCACUCUUCGCCGUGAUUCGCGAUGCAUCUGCUGACGAGGUUAGAAGAGCAAUAGCUUACCCGCUGACAACUAAAACUGAGAACGGGCUAUAUUCGCGCUUCGAUCCCACAGGCUGGACCGUUAUUAUUAAUGAUCCAGUUAUUGCCAAGCAGUACCUUUUUAGAUCCACUACAUUUAUACAGAGUCCUCUGAGCGACCAGUUUGCUGGCACGCUUAUUAGCCGUUUCAUUUUGGGCCCUAAUAUCCUUUUCCUCUCUGGGCAGCAUUGGAGAGAUCAGCGCAAGAUUGCCAACCCUACAUUUCACCGGUCCAUGCCGUUAGCGCUAUUUGGACGAUUAACUGAAAAAAUGUUCAAUGUCAUUGACGCUACAGAAGGCGCUAUAGACGUUUAUGACUUGAUGGAACGCUGGACUCUUGACGCAAUAGGAAAUGCAGGUUUAGGCUUCGAUUUUGAUGCAAUCAGCAGCACACACAACAUAUGGAUUCGCAGAUACAACCAUGUAGUCAAAGCAUCGCAAAAUCCCUUCCACGGCCUUUUUCCCGUGCUAGAGCAACGGUUUCUGAACUGGAUUCCGUCGCGUAAACGUGCACAUGAUGUUAUGAGCGUGCUUACAGAAAUGAUUCAAUCGAUCAUUGACCAAAAACGCAAGCUGAUUGAUGAACAGAAGGCACGCGGUAUAGCAGUGCUAGAAGAUCCUGAAAGGGACCUUUUGACAAUGAUGAUUGAGGGAGGGCAACAAGAAGGCCAAGGUUUGACCGACGAAGAGUUGCUGAUAUGUGAAUUCAACAGUAACGUAUUCGUUUUCUUUUUCGCUGGACAUGAUACUACCGCUUCGGCUCUCUCGUCUGCCAUCUCAAGAAAUGAAGCUAUUAAGGUUCUUGGAAACGAGUACAGAAAUGUUGUACCAACAGUGGAGCAAAGCCAGAAAAUGAGAUAUAUCGAACAAGUUAUAAAAGAGACCUUACGCAUGUAUGCACCGGUCGAUUUCCUGGUUCCUCGUCGUGCAGUAAAGGAUACCGAGCUUGGAGGUGUCUUUAUUCCCAAAGGGACUCAGAUAACAUUUUCAACCUACCAGUUGCACCGAAAUCCAAAAGUGUGGGGCGAGAAUCCAGACUUAUUUGAUCCAGAACGUUUCGCGCCUAAAAAGGAAGCAGACUAUAAACAGAACUUUAACUGGCUACCAUUCAGCACUGGAUCACGGCAAUGCAUUGGAAUGAACUUAAAAUUGGCCGAGCAACGACUGCUAUUACCUAUGUUGCUUCGCAAAUACGAAUGGCAUCUCCCAAAGGAUACAAUCCACACGCCGGAAAAUAUUUUUACAAAGGAGUCAUGA